AUGCUCGGCACGACACAACCAUCAGCAUUUGUUCCACCAACAUCCAUGUGGAAUCCAGUGGGUUUCCUCGGUGGUACUCAACCAUUACCCACUCUUCCACCACCACUCAUUCACCCCCAACAUCAACCAUUACAACCACCGAUGUUCAACCUGAGACGAAUGCUUUUCCCAGCUCCCGCUCAACACUCAAUGCUCGGCGGAAACGCGCAAGCUCUCGCGCAACCUCGGAAACUUCACUAUCAGUUACUGGAUGAAUAUCUGAUUGAUGAGAUCCUCUCGUUGGAGGACGAGCAGCGCACUCGGGGCAGCAAACCACACCAAACACCGCUGACCGCCCCGUACUCUUGUGCAGACAAUUUGACGAAUCUCUUCUCGCAAGGAAGACCGAUUCCCGGAAACAACUCUUCAGGUGGUUCAGGCCACUCAGGCUCACCCGUCGGAAUGGGAAUCCCGGGCGCGAUGCAAUUCCGCCACGUCGUCUCCUCGUCAGCUCCCUCCUCAUCGGAUAUGGAUCAAUUGGUACGUGGCUCGUCGCAAGGACCCGUUCCCAGUGCCGAUGAUCCGGAACACUACCGCGAUCGCAGAAAGAAGGACAUUCACAAUAUGAUUGAACGCCGUCGUCGCUAUAAUAUCAACGACCGAAUCAAAGAAUUAGGAGUUAUGCUGCCUAAAGGAGCCUCCGAAGCCGAAUUCAGAGAGAUGAAGUUAAACCAAGGGACGAUUCUCAAAGCAUCUUGUGACUACAUUCGACAAUUGCAAAAGGAUCGAGAUAGCAUGAUUAAACAACAGCAACAACAAAACAAAUUGGAAAACGCUGCGAAACACUACGCCGAUCGAGUCAGGGAACUCGAGGAGAUCUUGGCGAAAAAUGGCCUCAACGCGCCCACCAAAGCGCUUCCUCCACUCCCAGCCAUCCCCUCCGCUCCUCGACCAAUCAAACAGGAGAUCGAAGAGAGUCGAAAUCAAACACCAUGCGGAUCACUUUCCUCAUCGGGUUUUAUGUCACAACUCUCUGACACGACGGCUGCGAUCGCCUCGCCGCUAGGACGGAUCCAUUAUGGAUCCGAUCAAUUCUUUGGCUCAAGUCCACAAGAUUAUCAGACGCCACAAUGGAGAUACCGCCCCGACCACCACAGAGGGAUGCACCACGGGCCAUUCCCCGAUUUGAUCAUGGAGUCGUGUCUUGAGAACAAUCCACUCCUCCAUUCGGACCCGUUGAUGUCACAAGCCGGUAGCCCGUGGCCAAACCUUGCCGCCAGUCAGAUGAGCCCCGAUAUCUCGUGGGAUCCAUCGAAUUUCAGCCCCGACGGGAACACCCAACCGAUGCACGCCAAUCACAAUAUGGAUUAUUCA
This is a messenger RNA of Mesorhabditis belari, 1353 nucleotides long. Lineage: Eukaryota; Metazoa; Nematoda; Chromadorea; Rhabditida; Rhabditidae. The record is from the annotation of a GenBank genome assembly.